AUGGCUUCCCCUAGCGUUCUCACCUUUGACGCUGAGGGUCGGGCAGUGGACUUUGAGGUCUGGGUAGAUGAUCUGCAGCUUUUCCUGCAGUGCGAUAGGGCAGACGGCCUCUCCCUGUUUGACCCCACUUCUGGUGCCUCCCCUGCCCCUGCUGCUAAUGCUGACGCCACUGUUCGCUCACAGUGGGCCACACGUGACGCUGCUGCUCGCCUUGCUGUGCGCCGCCACUUACCGACCACUGAGCGUGCACACUUUAGCCAGUACAAGAGUGCUCAGACCUUGUACGACGCUGUAGUUGCACGCUACUCUUCCCCUGCCACUGCUGCACUGAGCCGCCUCAUGCUACCGUACCUCUUCCCUGACCUUGCUGCCUUUCCCACAGUCGCUGACCUCAUUACGCACCUCCCCACUAGUGACACUCGCUACCGCGCUGCGCUUCCUGCUGAGUUCUGCGCCAAGAAGCCCCCCCCCCCAUGUACAUCACCCUCUACUACAUA
Molecule: messenger RNA, 497 nt
Organism: Closterium sp. NIES-65
Lineage: Eukaryota; Viridiplantae; Streptophyta; Zygnematophyceae; Desmidiales; Closteriaceae
Source: the annotation of a GenBank genome assembly